GUCAGCUGCCGUCGUGUCGGGAUUGGAAUGUUACCGACUAACAAUCGGGACAACUGAGCACUCGGUAAUUGGACACUAGGCUCAAGAAAUCCCGUCUUUCUGAACAUUUUCUCAGCUAUUUAUCCGGUCUGAGGUUAGCGGUUGGUUGCCUCGUGUCGACCGGAUAACUUCGCCUGCUGCCUGGCGCCCCGCCGGUGAGGGGUUUUAUUUAAAAUCAGCGCGACCGAGGCUGUGUGUGGAGGUUGUAAUACAUAAGAAGAGAAAUGCAGGGAUUCAUCAGGUUAUAGUUGUACCGCUGAGCUGCCGCUGCGCUACGACGCUCCCCCCGGUUUUUUCUGCUUUUCUUCACACUGGAUCAUGGAGUGAGACGAGAGGGGGAAUAGGACGAAUUCACCCGGAGGCAUUUGGAUUCAAGCGCAGCGGCCACACCGACGGGGUUUUUUUUUUUUUACACUCCCUGGUCAAUGUCCUAUCGAGUUUAACAUCCAAACCGGGGUAUACCUUUCCGUCUGGGAGAGCCUCGGGGACCCCUGCCGCUUUUCCGGGGAGAGAGAGUUCCCAGGUGGCUGCCGGACAGUUUUUUUUACAUUUGAAUAUCUCCAUACAGCCAGUCUGAAUGAGGGUGCGAAGAAGCGCCUGGGAAGAGAGUCUCUGCUUGUGAUUGUGUCCGAGAGGGUCCGGGCAGCACUGAGCUUUCUUAGGCACCUCAGCCCCGCUGCAGGCGCUCUGCGAUAUGGUGAAACUCUACAGAAGAGGGAGAAUGGGACACUACUUUUAAAAUCGCCCACAUGCACUGGAUCAAUUGCUGGAUUUGGGAACCGAAUACGCAGAAGGGGGGUUGGGGAUCCUUGGAGGCUGCCGGAGGAUGGAGCGGUGUAGCCGGGGUUGGUGAGAGCCUAACUUCGGGCCACUUUACAUUUCUUAUUCCUAAACAACUCGCCCCUGUUCCCAGGACACAUGCAGGCCAAAAAACGCUACCUGAUCCUGCUCUCCGCCGGUGCAUGUCUAGUGCUUCUCUUCUACCUCGGAGGGGUUCAACUUCCAGCGGCGACCAGGAGCCGACAUGACCGCAGCCGGCAUGGGUACCGGCCCGACCAGCCCUGGCCUCACUUCUCGGACCCGUUACACCUUUUCCUGCCCUGGGAUCAGACGGACACCGAGGAGUACAACCUGCACAUAUCCCCGAGGCAGAAGAGGGACGUCAACACGAGUGUUUACAGAGGCAAACGGUGCCGCAUGGAUUCCUGCUUUGAUUUCUCUCAGUGUCAAAAGAACGGAUUCAAAGUUUAUGUUUACCCGCAGCAGAAGGGGGAGAAGAUCUCAGAGAGUUAUCAGAAUAUUUUAUCGACCAUUGAGGGGUCCAGGUUUUACACCUCAGACCCCGGACAGGCGUGUCUGUUCAUCCUGAGUCUGGACACUCUGGACCGGGACCAGCUGUCCCCGCAAUACGUCCACAACCUGAAGACUAAGGUCCAGAACCUGCCUCUGUGGAACGACGGCAGGAACCACCUCAUAUUUAACUUGUACUCGGGGACGUGGCCGGACUAUACGGAAGACUUGGGCUUUGAUAUUGGCCAGGCCAUGUUGGCCAAAGCCAGCAUCAGUACCGAGAACUUCAGGCCCAACUUCGACGUGUCCAUCCCCCUCUUCUCCAAGGAACACCUGAGGACCGGUGGGGAGAGGGGCUUCCUCAAGUACAACUCCAUCCCGCCUUUUAGAAAAUACAUGCUGGUGUUCAAGGGGAAGCGCUACCUGACAGGUAUCGGCUCGGACACCAGGAAUGCCUUACAUCACGUCCACAACGCAGAGGAUGUGGUGCUGCUCACCACCUGCAAGCAUGGCAAAGACUGGCAGAAGCACAAGGACGCGCGCUGUGACAAGGACAACGCGGAGUACGACAAGUACGACUACAAGGAGAUGCUCCACAACUCCACCUUCUGUUUGGUGCCCCGUGGCAGACGUCUAGGCUCCUUUCGCUUCCUCGAGGCGCUACAGGCUGCGUGUGUGCCGGUGAUGCUGAGUAACGGUUGGGAGCUGCCUUUCUCCGAGAUCAUCGACUGGAACACAGCCGCAGUGAUCGGCGACGAGAGGCUGCUGCUGCAGAUCCCGACUACAGUGCGCUCCAUCCACCAGGAUAAGAUCCUGUCACUCAGACAGCAGACUCAGUUCCUCUGGGAGGCCUACUUUUCCUCUGUUGAGAAGAUAGUGCUGACCACACUGGAGAUCAUCCAGGACCGCGUGUUGGAGCACGGCUCCAGGAGCAGCCUGAUGUGGAACAGUCACCCUGGGGGACUCCUCGCCCUGCCGCAGUACUCUGGAUACCUGGGAGACUUCCCCUUCUACUACGCCACACUGGGUAUUAAACCGUACCCCAAGUUCACAGCGGUCAUCCAUGCUGUCUCCCCUCUGGUGUCCCAGUCCCAGCCCAUACUCAAGCUCCUGGUAGCUGUGGCCAAGUCCCAGUACUGUGCACAGAUUAUUGUCCUGUGGAACUGUGACAAGCCUCUCCCGGCCAAACACCGCUGGCCUGCCACCUCAGUGCCCGUCAUCGUCAUCGAGGGAGAGAAUAAGGUGAUGAGCAGUCGUUUUUUGCCCUACGAGACAAUAGUGACUGACGCUGUCCUCAGCCUGGAUGAAGACACAGUGUUGUCCACCACAGAGGUGGACUUUGCCUUCACCGUCUGGCAGAGCUUUCCAGAGCGAAUCGUAGGUUACCCCGCUCGCAGCCACUUCUGGGACAGUAACAAGGAGCGUUGGGGCUACACAUCCAAAUGGACCAACGAUUAUUCAAUGGUGCUGACCGGGGCCGCCAUCUACCACAGGUAUUACCAUUACCUGUACACCAACUACUUACCCACCAGUCUCAAGGGCAUGGUGGACCAGCUGGCCAACUGUGAGGACAUCCUGAUGAACUUCCUGGUUUCUGCUGUCACCAAGCUGCCGCCCAUCAAGGUCACACAGAAGAAACAGUACAAGGAGACGAUGAUGGGACAGUCUUCGAGGGCUUCUCGCUGGGCCGAUCCAGACCACUUUGCCCAGCGGCAGACCUGCAUGAACAAGUUCGCCAGCUGGUUUGGCGCCAUGCCGCUGGUCCACUCCCAGAUGAGACUGGACCCCAUCCUGUUCAAGGACCAGGUCUCCAUUCUCCGCAAGAAAUACAGGGACAUCGAGAGGCUCUGACAGGACCGGCGCCCCCUCGCGGGAGACCCCACGCAGGGGGAGGCGCGUGAGAGAGACUCUGUGGAGAGUAGAAGGAGUAGUAGGACUACAGCAGGAUGGAAGGGGAGCGACACAGUUCUGUCUUCCACUCAGCACAUUGCCAAUGACCGCAGCGCCGCUGCUGCCAGGGCUUGACACGGGAAGGAAUGAAUAGGAAACAAGCAGAUGGCGUUUGGAUAUGAAAAACACAAACAAGAAUUGCAAACAGACUGACAAAGAGGAGUACACAAACUGAUGGACAUGCCAAACAGCUCUGUAUGUUUUGCAAAUGUGCAAACACACAGCACACACUACUGACGACGAGAACUCUUGGAUAGAAUAUUUUUUUGUACAACACGAACAAGCACGACAUUGACUUUCCUGCUCUCUCGGCACAUGUGCAGGACGGUAGAAGAGGGAAGGUGUACUCGAUCGCAAACCAGGCAACCCCACCCACCAUAAAUCCUACUGAUCGCCCCGAGCAACCCUUCCUAGCCUGCAUCAGGACCUAAUACUGGACUACCAAAACCCCUGCAUUAUAGCCCAGGAAACCCUGUUUCUUUAGUUGAUUUGAUUUCUGUACAAAUCAGCUCUCUAGUGUAACUGUUGACCCUUUCUCCUCAGAGGUUUGUAAUCAGAGCGUCUUCAGUGUAAUAUUUUCAUUCUCAAGGCAGAAAAGGUAAACAGCAGUCCCCAAGCUGUUAUUGCAAUGGCCUGACAAGGUUUAUUUUUUUUUAUAGCAAAUCAGCCAUUAUUUCUUGCAAUUCUUGGCUAUCAACACACAUCCUUGAGCCUGAAAACAUCCCGUCUGCCCUAUCCUCGGCUCAUUCCUUGAUGUGCUGAUACGGCUUUUAUAAUGGUCUAUCCGCUUCCCUGUUAUGACUAAGUUAAGUUAGAAAAACAUCUCGUUUCAUAUCCCAUUUUCCUCUCAUACUCACCACGGCAGUUGUACUUUUCUCAUCUUUUUUUUUUCACUUACUUUCAUCAUCAUUUAUUUCCCCCUUCAAACUCUCUCGACUUUCACUCUUCUGUGUGUGUGUGUGUGUGUGCGUGUGCGUGCGUGUGUGUGUGUAUGUUGUGUGCACAGAGCCUUGAAAAGUUGGCUCAUCCAACCAUAAGCUCGAGCGGAGUACAUUUUCCCUCCGUUCGAAUGAGCGAAAUGAACAUUUCUAGAUGAAAUGGAGCAUAACGUUGCAUUCUAACCCAAACUCGUAUUGCCCAUUUAUUCCUUCCUGCAUGGCCUUGGAGCACUAUCCUUACAGGGAGAAAUGGAAUAACAUUUUAGACCAUAGCAGGUCUUUAGUGACCAGCGUCAUUUCACGGGAGUGCUUGUAGAGAGAUUCUUUAAGCGCAUCAGUGCCAUUCUGUCAUCAGGGUCUGCCUUUGAAAUUGUUUAUUGCACAUCACGUUGCCUACAUCAGUUUGAGAUGCCUAGAUGCUCUUGUGUUGAAAUAUUCUAGUCAUCAGUCCAAUGCGGCUCUCCUGCCAUCAUGAUUUCUUUUCACCGUGACAUAUCAGAGGACCUCAGAGCCAUUAAAUUGACAAAAGGUUUUCUCCUCCAUUUGUCAGGCAGAGAUACGUUUGGGCUUCAAUUAGGUAAACCUAUUUCAUUUGGAGUGCUGUUUUAUUCCCAGGAGACAAGCUGUAGAUGAAACACUCUAACAUUACGGACCAUUGUGUUGUGGAAGCAGUGACCCACAAACAUGACCUGCUGGCUAAUGCUAGCCCUGGGAAGAGAGCUUUUCACACUCCCUCCCUGCUUGUCUGUUACUUAUAACAUCUGCUCACAUCGCCAUUGUAUCCACUUCAAACCGCAUCAUUUUGCACCUUACUGGUAUUGGACAACCCGAUUUUAAAAUGCUUAAAUAACGAGCGAUCUCAACCUUGAAUUUGGAAGAGAGGGCUGGCUGGUAGCAGACACGCUGUCAUUAGGUCUGCAUGCAGCAUGCAGCUGUGAUCACAAGCAACUCUCACGUGUAGUUUGCAGGAUGAAACUGAACUUAAAUGAAAGCAGCAUGCUUUUAGUGGCCUUUCUGUCAGGCAGGCAUUCAGCGUAAUGUCUGUUCAGUUGUGUGUGUUAAUCAGUAGCUUCAUCAACAUGUCAAUAUCAGUGUCACACAUUCAAUUACUGUUUUACUUUGAGGUUUUUGUCAUUGAUUUGUUUUCAUUUUUGUUCUACAAAUAGUUUAUAUAUAAUGUAUUGUAAAGCCUUUACAGUGUCAACAAAAGGUGUCAUUCACGCUAUGAAGUGUCAUAUCCAAAUGCUACCAAUGCAAAGCUACUCUGUUUCAGCAUAUAUCAAACAGCAGGACGAUCAUGUUUUCGUUCUUUCUUCCUCACAUCAUUGCUUUAAAUAUCAUGUUUGUAUUUACAUUCUGUGACUUCAAGUUUGGGGUGUUAGUUGUUUGCCAGGAGAGAUUUAUGAUCCGUAUAAUGUGGAGUCACGACAGCAAAUCUUCACUCACCUACAACACAGUGCGUGAUUCUGGGUAAAACAUACUCCUUACUGCAUCUGGUCCCUAUUUCAUCUUCAGAGAACCGUAUUGUUUGAAUCCAUAUCGACCCUUUUAUGUCUGAUCGUUUGAAUCACUGUAUGUAGAUCAUCUCAAGAGAACUUCGUCCCCCAGCUUUGCAGAUAUUUCAAAAGAAAAAAUACCACCCCUUUCAAAUCCCUGCGACUCUCAGCACUGUACAUAGGCAUAUAUUUAUUUUUUGAGAAAAAAAAAAAAAAGACAGUGUACGAUUUGAGAUGACGUGGCAACAACAGAAGACUGAUCCUGCAUCGCUGAGGGGAGUUAAUGGUAUUUAUUCCGUUUAUUUUCUACACGCUGUGCACAUUAAUCCACAAAGAUGCCGAUAUACAGCUUGUGUUAUGUUUCACUCUGCAUUGGUUUUCCAGGGAAACAUACAUCACGCUCUUUCUCAUACAGAACUCCCCAAGAGAGAGAAAACAUGUUCAGAGUUGUUUAGUUUUAACUCUAAAAGAUUGCAUACACCAGUGAUCUAGAAUUGGAUUGGGCCGCACAAUCUUGGCUCUCUGCGGGAGUCAAAUUGCAAAGUCCCAAUAAAGACUACGCCAACUGACGCAUGGAAAAUAAUAAGCAGCUGGGUCCUCUGAACCAGAUGGAAACAUUUUCAGAUUCUGCCGUAACAUCUUCCCCCCAUGCAUUACAAUAAUGGGUGUAAGGCGGUGACACACGGUGUUUAAAUUGCCUCUUUCAAAGCGUGCUUUCAGGUCAGAUAACUUGGCAGCAGACGCCGUCUUUCAGUCUGUACAGUACAUCGAGUCCAGAGCUCCGUCAGAGUGUGAUGGAUGUUACUUAGGCCACCAGGAAAACCUCUGUAUCCGCUUAAAACGCCUCUGUCAUGUCUGUCAUUUGAUCAGGGGGAACAUUAUGCAAGUCAUCAUUGUGUGCAUGAAAACAGUUGGAAGAAGGUUUACUCUAAAUGUGCCAGGCAGUCGGUGUUUAUAGUGGUGACAGCGUGUGUGCUGGAAACUAGUCUGUUCUUGAUUUGUGCCUUUUUAUCAACAUGUGAGUUCUUGACAUGCCGAGCACUGUCUGUUCUAGACUUGUUAUUUCCAGUAGACGGACAGCAACAGCACCAUAUGCAGGGCCUGAACAACCCUGCCUUCAUACACUGGAUUAGUCACAGCUUCCAUUCCCUUAUUUUAACACCCCGUUUUCAUCUUUAUGUUUGGACACUGUUGCUAAGGCAACAACGUAUGACCACUUCCUGUUUGGGAUUAUUUAUCAGUGAUUUGGCUGUUAUCACUUUACCAAUCGGCAGUAAUAUCUGUUGAUCUGUAAGGACUCGGUCAAGCCCAGCUGUCCUGAUGCCUUCUCCUCCCUCCUACCUUGUAAUUAACAGAAGACUUUUAUAGAGGUCACAAAAGAAAUAGAUAAAUGCCAAUUUUGUAAGAAUGAUUUAUAAAAAAAUAAACUCAUAUUUGAUGAUAA
This is a messenger RNA of Cottoperca gobio, 7157 nucleotides long. RefSeq names its product exostosin glycosyltransferase 1b (gene ext1b). Gene Ontology annotation, molecular function: glycosyltransferase activity. The record is from RefSeq and is a predicted model, not a curated record. Gene Ontology annotation, cellular component: membrane. Bases 958 to 3180 code for a protein of 740 amino acids. NCBI's taxonomy places the organism in Eukaryota, Metazoa, Chordata, Actinopteri, Perciformes, Bovichtidae. The transcript has 11 exons.